AUGAGAAACAGGUCAGUGACUGACUUCAUCCUCCUGGGUCUGACAGAUGAUCCAGAGCUUCAGGUUGUGAUUUUCUUCUUUCUAUUCCUCAUGUACAUACUGAGCGUCACCGGAAAUCUAACCAUCAUUGCCCUUACCCUGCUGGAUUCCCACCUGAAGACCCCCAUGUAUUUCUUUCUCAGGAAUUUCUCCUUCUUGGAAAUUUCAUUUACUUCUGUCUGCAACCCUAGGUUUCUGAUCAGCAUUUUAACUGGGGACAAGUCUAUCUCCUAUAAUGCUUGUGUUGCUCAGCUAUUUUUCUUUAUCUUCCUUGGCUCGACAGAGUUUUUUCUCCUGGCCUCUAUGUCUUAUGAUCGUUAUGUGGCUAUCUGUAAGCCCCUGCAUUAUACAAUUAUCAUGAGAAACAAGAUUUGUUACCAGCUCAUCAUCAGCUCGUGGCUGGCUGGUUUCUUGGUCAUUUUUCCACCCCUAGCCAUGGGCUUGAAGCUAGACUUUUGUGACUCCAAUGUCAUCGACCAUUUUACCUGUGACUCUGCUCCUUUGCUGCAAAUCUCUUGCACAGACACAAGCACGUUAGAGCUCAUGAGCUUUGUUUUAGCUUUGUUCACUCUGAUGACCACCCUGACACUAAUCCUUCUGUCCUACGCUUACAUCCUCAGAACAAUUCUGAAAAUCCCCUCAGCUCAACAAAGGAAAAAGGCCUUUUCAACCUGUUCCUCACACAUGAUUGUUAUUUCCAUCACCUAUGGCAGCUGCAUCUUCAUCUAUGUGAAGCCUUCAUCCAAGGAUUCGAUGGCUGUCAACAAGGGUGUGACCAUCCUCACCACCUCCAUCGCUCUUAUGCUGAACCCCUUCAUUUACACCUUGAGAAACAAGCAGAUAAAAUAG
Molecule: messenger RNA, 888 nt
Organism: Dipodomys spectabilis (banner-tailed kangaroo rat)
Lineage: Eukaryota; Metazoa; Chordata; Mammalia; Rodentia; Heteromyidae
Product: olfactory receptor 6C76-like
Exons: 2
Coding region: 1-888 (295 amino acids)
Biological process (GO): G protein-coupled receptor signaling pathway
Cellular component (GO): membrane
Molecular function (GO): olfactory receptor activity; G protein-coupled receptor activity
Source: RefSeq, a predicted model, not a curated record